GCGACAUUUCUCCUACUUUCUCCUUCGGCUUUCCGUUCAAGACGCACUACCACCAUCUCAUGCGCCCACUGCACAGACCUACACAGGUGGUCCGCGCAAUGUCUAGUUCUUCAGCCUCAUCUCUGUCCAAUUUCUCAUCCUGCGAGAUAUCUGAUGCUCUCAUCAAGCUCGGACUGCCUCACGGAGGUCACAUUCCAGACAUUCAGAUGUACUCGCCGUCUCAGACUUCGGACACGCGACUUUGCGGACCUGCGUAUACUGUACAGAUGGUCCUAGCAUCUGAAAAGUCCGCGCCCAAACUUCCCAACCAUUUUGUUGACACGGUGCCCGACGGGUCUGUGGUUGUCAUCGACGCUCCUCCUGAGGUCAAGAACGCUGUAUGGGGUGGACUCAUGACCGCCGGUGCUCAAGCUCGCGGCGCGCUCGGCGUAAUCAUCUCAGGACGCUGCAGAGACCUCGCCGAACAUCGUAGCGCCAACUUCCCUGUCUUUGCGAAGGGACAUUCUACUCUUGGUCAAUCGCCAUUCACCCGACCCUCCGCUAUAAACGUUCCCUUGAGCAUCAAGGCCUGGAGUCCUCUGACUGGUUCAGACGGUGGAUCAUUCCCUCCUGUGGAUGUGCACCCCGGCGAUUGGAUGGUAGCAGACGAAGAUGGAGUUGUGUGCGUUCCACAGGAUCUGAUCUCGAAGGUGUUAGAAUUAGCUGCUAAAGGAAGGGAGGUGGAUGAGAAGUGUAUGCAGGAUAUCCGAUUGGGGAUGGGCGUACAAGCUUCGUUCAAGAAGCAUCGAGGCAAGUAGACUCGGGAAAUGUGGAUAUACAAUAGAGGAGAUAGAAACUCAGAAUCGUUUCAUACAAUGUUUACCGUGAAACUUAAGCUGCAGGUACGACAAUACGACAAUAAGGAUUCAACAAAAGCCUCUUGAAAAUGAAUACAUAUGUUAUGUCUAGGAUACAAAUGGUGGUUGAUAGCGGUCUGUGCUGUAUGGAUGUUAUAUCUCGUUCUCUGUGCUUAGCGUGCUGUGAUGCAAGAAAUACUUCGAUGUCCUUUCAAUUCAUCCUCCAGUCCGUUGGAUUUUGAAUCCACUCAUAAACCAAGAAAAGCUCCAGACGCGGGAUCAUUCAGAUGCCGUUGAGGUCUGCAUUACGACAGAGAUGUGGAGGAAGGAACUCUGG
Somion occarium is the source of this 1173-nucleotide messenger RNA. Lineage: Eukaryota; Fungi; Basidiomycota; Agaricomycetes; Polyporales; Cerrenaceae. The record is from the annotation of a GenBank genome assembly.